Molecule: messenger RNA, 3673 nt
Organism: Orussus abietinus
Lineage: Eukaryota; Metazoa; Arthropoda; Insecta; Hymenoptera; Orussidae
Gene: Esp
Product: sodium-independent sulfate anion transporter
Exons: 11
Coding region: 421-2427 (668 amino acids)
Biological process (GO): transmembrane transport
Cellular component (GO): membrane
Molecular function (GO): sulfate transmembrane transporter activity
Source: RefSeq, a predicted model, not a curated record
GUAUUCAAAAACGGGAGCUCGCGAUCUACCCGAGAAAGACGGCGCCCGCUCUUCGGCGAAUCCCUCGGACCGCGGCCGCCAUUUUCUAACCUCUCUCGGGCGCCUCUUCGGCCGUUCGCAAUUUUUCUAGAACAUUCGAUCUGCCGGGAAACCUCGAGGUUAUUUUUUUUACCGGACUGGGAAGGUGGCCAGACCUCGUGGAUUUUUUUCGAGACCUUCGGAGGGCGUUUUCUUCGGGUUUUGAAUUUUUCUUUGCCCGGUUGUCACCUCGGACGAUCGUGGACGCGACAUGUCGCGAGUGUGCAAGAGGUGAGAGGAAGACCGACUUUGGGAAGACCAAACGAGGAUUUUGAGCUUUUGGGGAAGUGCUUCUGGGCACCCGCACUUUUUUUUUUCUGCGCGGGAAGUUCAACUGCAAGAAUGAAGGGAGGAGACAUCGUUAGGGACGACAUGCUGAAGGAUGGAUACGUGAACCACGCCCUGACAGGGUCAGGGGUUAGUUUAAACAUCCCCAACACAAAUGGCACUCAGCUACUUAACAAUUCACAUGGGCCACAUCGCGAAAUACAGGGCUCCUCGGAUUUCAUCUUGGUGGAAGAACCAAGUGACGAGGAGACCAAGCCGAAAGAAGGUGCCUGUAACGCGGUUCUGCGAUACGCGAGGCGGCGCACUCUAGCGGUCUGUACGAAAAAGACGCUCUACAAGAGGCUACCCAUCCUAAGAUGGCUGCCGAGGUACAACGGCCAAGACGCCCUCGGAGACCUGGUCGCGGGGAUUACGGUCGGCCUCACCGUCAUCCCCCAAUCGUUAGCCUAUUCCAACGUAGCCGGUCUGUCGCCAGAGUACGGUUUAUACGGCAGUUUUUUGGGCUGCUUCAUUUACAUCGUCUUCGGAUCCUGCAAGGACAUACCUCUGGGACCCACCGCAAUAGUUUCUUUAUUAACUUAUCAAACCGUGGCUCAUCUCGAAGCGAAAGCGCAGCAUGCGAUUCUUCUUUGCUUCCUCUGCGGUCUGGUGGAACUCUUCAUGGGUAUAUUUGGGCUUGGUUUUCUGAUCGACUUCGUAUCGGGGCCGGUGAGCUCGGGUUUCACAUCGGCUGUGGCGCUGAUAAUAGUCACUUCCCAGAUAAAAGACGUUUUGGGAAUCACUGCGAAAGGGGCCACUUUUGUACAAAUGUGGAAAUCCAUGGCCCAAAGUGUUCACGAGACUUCUGCCUGGGAUGCUGCAUUGGGUGCCUCCUGUAUUGGACUUCUCCUGAUAUUGCGGAUGUUAGCGUCGAUGCGCAUUGGCCCUGAAGAAGAGGAACUUCGAUCGACCAAACACAAAGUGGUCAAUAAAAUUUUGUGGCUCACGGGGACUUCCAGAAAUGCUCUUUUAGUCAUUGUUUGCGGCAUUUUAGGAUACAGCUUUCCCGGAAACUCGCCAUUCAAGUUAAUCGGUCACAUUCCUGGAGGAAUGCCUACGUUUCAAUUCCCUCCAUUCUCUUACACAAGAGAAGACAAUUCGACAGUUUCCUUCGUGGAGAUGGCCUCAAAUCUGGGCAGUGGUAUUUUAGUUUUACCACUAAUAUCCCUGAUGGAAGACGUGGCCAUAUGCAAAGCAUUUGCCAACGGGAAAUCCGUGGAUGCAACUCAGGAACUAAUAGCUAUUGGAAUGGCUAAUAUCGGGAAUUCAUUCGUCCAAGCGUUUCCUGGGACAGGAUCGUUAAGCAGAAGUGCAGUCAACAAUGCAUCCGGCGUAAGGACCCCCAUGGGAGGGCUCUAUACCGGCUUAUUAGUGAUACUAGCUCUUCUCUUCUUAACCCCAUACUUCAGUUACAUUCCACGAGCCACCUUGGCAGCCAUUAUCAUAGCUGCUGUUAUCUUCAUGGUGGAAGUCAAAGUUGUCAAGCCAAUGUGGAGAACGAAGAAGUCGGACUUAAUACCGGGCCUAGGAACUUUUAUCGCCUGCCUUGUCCUGCAAUUAGAAGUUGGCAUUCUUUGCGGAGUUGGGUUAAAUGUCCUCUUCAUAUUAUAUCAUGCAGCCAGACCAAAGAUUUCUGUGGAAAAACUCACGACCCGAAGGGGAAUCGAGUACCUGAUGCUGACGCCCGAUCGGUGCCUGAUCUUCCCCUCGGUGGAUUACGUGAGGAACCUGGUCACGAAAUACAGCAGAAGGGCCGGCAGCGUGGCUACCCCCGUGGUUAUCGACUGCUCGCACAUCUACGGUGCCGACUUCACGGCGGCGACCGUCAUCGAGUCGUUGACUAAGGACUUCGCCGCCAGAGGGCAGCCCCUCUUCUUCUACAACGUGAAGCCGUCCGUGUGCGCCGUUUUCGAAGGAGUAGCCCCAACGGAUUUCAUCGUCUACUACACCCAGGAUGCAUUGGACGAUCUGCUGAAAGAGCGGGGGUAUCUGAAACAGAUAAAGGACAUUCCACCCGCCUAAACGUAACCUCCAAAUCUGCACCAACGGCAGAUGUUAGUCUCCGAGCGAUGUUGGAGGACAUUCCUCCCGAGAAGUGGGAUCUCCCCGGAUCUGCAAUACCAGCAGUUAGCUUUGAUAUUCGAAGAAAUAAGGGGAAGAACUUAUCUUAGUUCCGUGGUGCGAUCUUCGAGAAAUGCCGAGUUACUUUGGAAAGUAGCUUGUCGUUUCUAGAGGUAGUUACGAGAAUCACCGGAGGGGUCGCUACUCAGAUAACACCAUUGUACCUAUGAAUAUUCUUUAAAUCUUUUUAUUUACUCUGGAUAUUUGGAAUAUCUAGUGAAUAUUCUGUAUAUACAUUCAUAAGCCAGAACAUGCUUUAAAUAUUCUAAAAAAUUCUGUGCUUCGUGAAUAUUCAUUGGAUAUCUUAAAUACUUAAAUAUUUGCAUCAUAUUCUGGGAACAACAAAAUAUUCUACCUGAACAUUCGUAGAAUGUUCAUGGGAUCCAGGAUUGUUCUCUGGGUAGUGAUGCACCUCCGAGGGUUGUUGCUGGUUCCACUAUUGUUUCCAUUAUUGUUAUGGAUGUAGCGAUUUAUGAUAUCCAUUUCCCUCUCUAAGUUCUAUACUCAUAGAAGUAUAGUGCCACUAUUGUUUCAUCUAUAUGUAAAUUAAAUUAUGGCCUUGCUGGUCGUGAGGCAUGCCAUCUAUAAGCAAUGUGGAGAACAGACGAAUUAUGAAGUAGAGCCCUCUACUCCAUUGGUGCUGGGAAAUGGAACUAGUGAUACAAAAGUGGAACUGUGCAGUUGGAGACGGUCUCGGGGAUCACCUCGUUAGCUGUCUUCCUAUUCGUUUCCAAUUUAGAGAGUAGUACGGAAGAGAAGCCGCGAGAGGUUUCAUCUUUCUUCUGACGAAAUGGUUCCGAACAUGAAGUAGUAUAAGGAGACAUAACGCAAAUGGUCGGUUCCACAGAAAGUAACCCCAGAAUCGGGACUGAGGGCGUUUAUUACGUAUUUUUGACGAGAGCGCUCACUUUUCGCAUUUUCAUCUCACAUGGGUUUAUUCUCUAUAUGAAAGAACGAGAUCACUAACAAUUCCGGUAUAGUAAUAUUGCCCAAAUAAAGGUACGUACCUUGUAAAUCAAAAAUUGUUGAGAGGAAAUGGUUUAUAGGUAGGCAAGGCGGAAAGAUGGAAAACUGUUAAAAGUAAAGAAGAGGACUCGAGUCUAUCUAUAUUUUUUAAAUAUGUAUUACAUUCAUAUUUACAUGUACC